Molecule: messenger RNA, 3561 nt
Organism: Torulaspora delbrueckii
Lineage: Eukaryota; Fungi; Ascomycota; Saccharomycetes; Saccharomycetales; Saccharomycetaceae
Gene: ATH1
Product: alpha,alpha-trehalase ATH1
Exons: 1
Coding region: 1-3561 (1186 amino acids)
Biological process (GO): trehalose catabolic process
Cellular component (GO): fungal-type cell wall
Molecular function (GO): carbohydrate binding; alpha,alpha-trehalase activity
Source: RefSeq, a predicted model, not a curated record
AUGAGUGGAAGACAGCGCCUACUCGAGAGCUCGGUCGCUACAGACCCUAGCAAUACACGACGAUCAAAAACAAGCGCACUGUGGUUUUGGGUAUUAAUAGCAUCGAUGGUGGCACUAACAACGGUUAACUUCUUUCUCGCAAAUAUAGCUUCGUUCGUUAGUGGGUUAGCUAAUUUGCAUGAGCCACAGGUUGGUGCAAUAAAGCCUACUGUAACUCAUCAUACAUUGGAUUGUAACGAAAAUGCAAGAAAAUCAUCGAAGAAACUUUACGAAUUGCUUUAUGAUUUUGAAGCUUCACUUUAUGAUGAUGAAAACAUGAUCCUGGGCUCUACCAAAUUCUACCCCAACACUUAUUCCAAACAACCCUAUGUGUCCAAUGGGUACAUAGGUUCGCGUAUACCAAAUAUAGGAUUUGGGUACGCGGAGGAUACUUUGAACCUUUGGACUGGCUCUGGUGAUGAGAUUCCCGGGGCCCUAAAUAAUGGUUGGCCUCUUAGAAAUCGGAGGUAUGCGGGAGCGUUUGUCUCUGAUUUUUACUGUUUACAGGAAUCGCUGAAUUCUACCAAUUUCCCAGAGCUAGAUGAAAAGGGUUAUACAACUGUAAUCUCUAGCAUACCACAGUGGACAAAUUUACAAUUCACCAUUGACGAUGAUUCAGUUUGGUUUAAUCCGCAAAACGUUUCACUAGAUGAAGUCUCCAAUUAUAACCAAAACAUGUCCAUGCGUAACGGUGUGGUGACGACCCAGCUCGACUGGCUCGACGGUAUGAUUAACGUGAGAAGUGAAAUUGUUACACACAAGAAACAUUACGCGCUUGGGAUGAUGUCGCUUGAGAUCUCGCUCAAUCUCGAUAGGUUACCGCCGGAAGUUCCUUACAUGGACGUCAACGUUUAUGAUGUGUUGGAUUUCAGUACUUCUCAUCGCACAGUUUUGCAAUCUCUGGGGUUUGAUAAGGAAAACCAGGGGAUAUUUAUGAUCGUUGAACCCGAGAAUGUUCCAUACUCCAAUGCAGCAGUAUUUUCAUCUUCCACAGCGGAUGAUUCUGCCAAUUUUACGUGGUCUGAAGAAUAUUCAACCGAUGAAAAGAUCGUGCAAUCUACACACGCCAAUUUAACUCGUGAAAACCCCAAAAUUGCCGUCAAGAAAUAUGUUGGGAUCAUGUCUACUGAGUUCAAUACAAAUAGUGCCCAUAACGUCUCCAACAUCGAGUUCGCCAAGAGUGUCUCUUCUCGCAGUCGUGGUAGGUACGACGAAUUGAUGUCUACCAAUACAAAAGCAUGGGCGGCUAUUUAUAACGAUGCCUUCAUCGAAAUUCCAUCAGAUGCUUUACUUGAAAUGACGGCAAGGUCUUCCCUGUACCAUCUUUUGGCCAAUACCAGAACCUUCAACGUAUCAGCAGAUAGAGGGCUACCAGUGCCAGUGUCUGGUUUAUCUUCAGACUCCUACGGAGGCAUGGUCUUUUGGGAUGCUGAUAUUUGGAUGCAACCUGCCCUGUUGCCCUUCUUCCCGGAUAUUGCAAAGAACAUGAACAAUUACAGAAACGCGUCGCAUCAACAGGCCCGUUUGAACGCUCAGGAGAAUGGGUAUCCAGGUGCAGUGUAUCCAUGGACCUCGGGAAGAUACGCAAACUGUACUUCCACUGGACCAUGUAUCGAUUAUGAAUAUCACAUUAAUGUCGAUGUUGCAUUGGCAUCAUUCUCCAUCUAUAUGAAUGGCGGAAAAGGUGUUGAUGAUGACUAUCUGCGUUACACCACUUGGCCCAUGGUAAGGGAUGCAGCCGAGUUCUUCACGGUUUACGUCAAGUUCAAUGAAACUUUGGGCAAGUAUGAGACUUACAAUCUGACCGACCCUGACGAAUUCGCUAACCACGUUAAUAAUGGUGCAUUCACGAACGCCGGUAUUAAGACUUUACUGAAAUGGGCAACCGAUAUAGGCUAUCAUCUGGGAGAAUACGUGGAUCCUAAAUGGAUUGAUAUCGCUAAAAAAAUUUAUAUCCCAAGAUCAUGCUCUAACAUUACACUAGAGUAUUCAGGAAUGAACAGUUCAGUGGAGAUUAAGCAGGCUGAUGUCCCGCUCAUGGUCUAUCCUCUUGGUUACAUUACAGAUGAGUCGAUCUUGAACGGUGCCAUCAAGGAUUUGUACUACUACUCCGAGCGUCAAUCUGCAUCUGGCCCAGCCAUGACUUAUCCAGUCUUUGUUGCCGCGGCAGCUGGUUUACUCAACCAUGGUUCCUCGUCUCAAAGUUACUUGUACAAAUCUGUUCUACCAUAUCUCAGAGCACCGUUUGCACAGUUCAGUGAACAAUCGGAUGACAACUUUCUAACCAACGGUCUCACGCAACCAGCCUUCCCCUUCUUAACUGCGAAUGGUGGCUUUUUACAAAGUAUUUUAUUUGGUCUGACGGGAUUACGGUACUCCUAUGAAGUGGAUUCGAGUACAAAAAAGAUUUCACGUCUAUUGAAAUUCAAUCCCGUGGAAUUACCGCUCUUGCCGGGGGGUAUCGCCAUCAGAAAUUUCAAAUACAUGAAUCAAGUUCUCGAUGUCAUCAUAGAUGAUAAUAACGGUACCAUUGUUCAUAAAUCUGGAGAUCAACCAAUAAGGGUUAAGGUUCCUGAUCGAAGUUAUAUUCGUGACCAGGAUAUCAGUUUCUAUUUGGGGGGUAAUAGCAGCGGCCAUGAUGAUUGCUUCAACAAUUUCAUUGAGGGAGGUGAAGGAGACAGACCCGUAAGCGCUUUUGGUACUUACUACACCAUCAAUCCAGGCGAAGAGCUGGUGUUACCACUCUUCAAACCAGGUUUAAACGUUGAGGGCAAUAUCGCCGAAAGUAAGCAGGUGACGAAUUGCACCGCUGGUGUUCCUGGUGAUGUUCCUUUCUCAGCACUUGAUGGUAAUAACUAUACCCAUUGGCAACCAGCCUACAAAUAUGACGAAGGCAAAUUGUUGAUAGAUUUAGGUGAGGACAAUUUGCAAGAAAUCAAGAGCGGAAUGAUUUUAUGGGGCCAAAGACCUGCUCGUAAUAUGAGCAUUUCGAUUUUACCACAUACUUACGAAGUGGAGAAGUUUGUGUCGAAUUUAACUCAAGUGCUGGAGCAUUCGGAUUUGCAAAAAAUUGAGGGUGAGGAUGCCUCAGAAGUACUCGAAGACGUCGGUAUUGAUACUAACGAGCUGCGUAAUUUUGAGUGUGAUGACGACAUUAGAACGAUGUUAAACUGGAAAACAGAGACUUUGGAAAGUUUAGUCGACCAUCUGAAAAAAUCCAAGAUGAUUUCUAGGCAUUUCGUCAAGAUACUGGACAACUAUUCUAUCGAGCCAUCUGAGCCUUACUUCAAAGAAGUUUACAACAAGUCCCUGAUUGAGAUACUUCCUAGCAAUAAGACGGAGUUCAGCAUCGAUUACGACGCUCUGAAAUUGAAUGAUACUGCUUGCUAUUCCAACGACUCUAUCCAGAAUUCAACCGCUUGGAGAAAAACAAGAUUCAUUUUAGUCAGCAUCCAAGGGAGUUAUGAUGACGAUAUUGACAUUAAAGGUGGUACGAUCAAGGAGAUCGUAUUAAAAGUUUGA